AUGGGCCCCUAUACCGCCUCCUCAUGCUGCUGCCAGGCCCGUAAUCUGCCAUGGGCCCCCGUACCGACUCCUCAUGCUGCUGCCAGGCCCGUAAUCUGCCAUGGGCCCCUGUACCGCCUCCUCAUGCUGCUGCCAGGUCCAGAGUGUGUCAUGGGUCCCUGUACGGCCUCCCAUUGCUGCUGUCUCUAUCGCCACACUCUGCCAUGUGCCACUUUCAGGUCUCCUCACACUGCUGGUGGUUUCCAUUUUUGUCAUAGGGUGCUGUAUGGCCUCCCAUUGCUGCUGCCUCCACCGCCACACUGUGGCUCCACACUCUGGUUUUGGCCCCGUGACUGCCCAAAUGAGUGAAGUGUGCGGUGAUUCUAAGAUCGACGGCACUCAUCUGCAUGUCAUACUGCCUGACAGUAUUAUUUCUCUUCCCCAGCAGACUCCAAGGGCAUUUAAAUUAAAGGUACAGUGUUCAGCACUAAUAUUA
Messenger RNA from Staurois parvus, 475 nucleotides. NCBI's taxonomy places the organism in Eukaryota, Metazoa, Chordata, Amphibia, Anura, Ranidae. The record is from the annotation of a GenBank genome assembly.